AUGGGUGACAAACCUAUUACUACGAUAUCGGAUGAGGAGGCAAAGGAACCAACUACUCUGGAUGAGGAGGAGGAUAUUGAGGCAUUAGCGGAGCCACGGAUUGGCUCCUCGAUGGAUGGAUCAUGGAGGUCUACCACAUUGAAGAUGGCACCAUUAUUCGAGUAUGUUUCUCAAACUAUAGGAAUAGUGCUUGUAUAUGAUUCAACAAGGGUGGGUAAUGGAGAUAAGAGCUGGUGGGGAGAAGAUGACAAGAUGUACAAGUUUUAUGUCCACUCAAUCACUGGUGUGCGAUUGCUAUCAAAGCAAGAUGUACUACUAUAUAUCAAUGAGGCAAAGGUCUCGAUACUUGCAAAAGUGGACUUUCGGCCAAGUGGAUUGCCUGAAGGUUGGGUAAAAGAAAUAGUAUAUAGAAAAACAAAGGAAGGAUUGAUCAGGAGAGAUCCGUAUUACACGGAUCCUGCUAGUUCCUACACAUUCCGCACACUGAAAUCUGCAUUAUCCUUCCUAGAAACUGGAACGGUAUCCAAGCAUGCAAUUAUUCAAAGGACAAGUGUUCAUGAUCUGUACUCUUUUGAAAUAUCCACAGAUAUGCAUGAAAGUUUACGUAAUAGAUUAAUAGUAAAUGAGAAGCCUUAUCAGGAGCCCACAAGAUCAUCUAUAGAACAGGAUCUAAAUAUAGAUGACUCAAAAGACGGUGAUACCUCAGGUGGCACCGAUUCAGCAAAUGAGUCUGAAUAA
This is a messenger RNA of Miscanthus lutarioriparius, 738 nucleotides long. The record is from the annotation of a GenBank genome assembly. Lineage: Eukaryota; Viridiplantae; Streptophyta; Magnoliopsida; Poales; Poaceae.